UUAUCUCGUCUCGUCGAAUUAUUUGCGACUCGACGGUCGACACUCAACAACACACACACGUCGUAUUAUUAUACACAUAUACACACAAUUAUUAUUAUUAUUGUCAUUUAUUUUCGUUCAAAAUAGUAUUUUUUCCCCCAUUCGCAUUCUUACGGAUCAAACUUAGCGCUUUUGCUCCGCGUAAAUGUCGUCCGUCAAUCGUUCGCUCGUCCGUCGCCUGUCCAAAUUGUACGAUUCGUCGUCCUAGGGUUUUUUUUGUCUGCGUCCCGCACUGUCGCUCGGUGGAGGCUUCCUAGUUAAUUAUGCGUGUUGCGCGAGACGAUUGUUUCGUUGUGAUGGUCAUCUCCAAUGAAGGACACAUAGCGCAUUAAUAUUCCGAAUGUGUAGGAAAACGAUUCUGGUUCACGCGUUCCGAUCAAUUUGACAAAAACUCUAAGCCUAUAUUCGUGUAGGCUAUGAAAUUGCUAUGUAAAGUUAAAAGUGGAAUUUUGUGCACAUUGUGUGUUAGCAGCAUCUAACUUUCACAAUGUCCAGAAGAUGGUUCCACUCUCAUUUAAAUGGCUUAGAUGCUCAGCAUGUACUUUUAGAUGAAGGUGUGGAAGGGUCAUUUUUAGUUCGCAAAUCUUAUAGCAGAAAAGGACAAUUUGUCUUAUCUGUUAGGCAUGGUAAUAAAGUUAACCAUAUAAAAAUCCAUAAUGAUGGUGAAUUUUUCGAUCUCAACGGUGGUGAAAAGUUUACAACUCUAACAGAUCUCAUUGAACAUUAUAUGACUCAUCCACACGUGCUUAAAGAACAAGGUGGUAUACCAUUACCUUUAUUAAUCCCAAUUGGAUCGCCUGAGCCUACUAAUGAACGAUGGUUCCAUGGUCAAAUGUCAAGAAAAGAAGCUGAGUAUUUGAUUUUAGAGAAAGGACGUCCUGGUAGUUAUUUAGUUCGAGAAUCACAAUCCGAUCCUGGCAAUUAUGUAUUAGCUGUUAAUGUUGAUGAAAAAGUGACUGAAAUUAAAAUUAUAUUUAAUGGAGAAAAGUAUCAUAUUGGUGGUGGAGAAGAAUUCUUAUCCUUGAAUGAUUUAAUGAAAUACUACAGUUUUAAUCCUAUGGUUGACCAUCAUGGAUCAGUAAUACAUUUAAUGAACCCAGUAAACGUAACUAGAAUUAGUAUUGCUGGGAUAGUUGAUCGUGUAUUUAAACUUAAGCAUCAAAAAUACCAACACUAUUCUUUUGGAACUGGAGGUUUUUGGGAAGAAUUUGAUGUGUUACAACAAUGGGAAACAAAAAGAGAGUCAACUAAAGAUAUUGGUUUUUUAGAUGAAAAUAAAUCAAAGAAUCGAUAUCGAAACAUUUUACCAUAUGAUCAUUCUCGAAUUGUAUUAAAAAAUUGUGAUAAAAGUAUACCAGGUUCAGACUACAUAAAUGCUAAUAUGAUCAGACUUGAUCCAUUUGCUUUAGCAGAAAAAUAUGAAACUCGUAAUUACAUAGUCACUCAAGGUUGUUUACAUAAUACAGUUAAUGACUUUUGGAAAAUGAUAUGGCAAGAAGAUUCUCGCGUGAUUGUCAUGAUUACAAAAUUGUUUGAAAAAUCUAAAGAAAAAUGUGUUAAGUACUGGCCUGAUUUAGGUCAUUCAUUUGAUUAUGGCAAAAUCACCGUGGUAAAUCUUGGAGAGCGUGCUCACCAACAUGAUAUGAUAGUUAGAAUAUUUGAUGUUUCCAUUCCAAAUUACAGACACAGAAGAAUAUUUCAAUACCACUAUAUGGGUUGGCCAGAUCAUGGAGUUCCAUCUGAUGCUGGCUCAUUACUUGACUUACAGUUUGUAGUUAAUGUUCGCCAAUUCAAUAUAGAAGCCCAUUCGGAUGUUUCACAUCCUUUAACUGUGCAUUGCAGUGCUGGAAUUGGAAGAACCGGAACAUUUGUUGUUCUUGACCUUCUCAUUGGUCUUAUAAAUCGAAAAGGUCUUGACUGUGAACUUGAUAUUCAACGAACUACUCACAUGGUAAGAUCAUUUCGUCCUGGCCUUGUACAGUCUGAAGCACAAUAUCAAUUUAUAUAUACAGCCAUUAACCAUUAUGUACAAACAAUAUGUUCGAGAAUAUCUGCAGAAAAGAAAAUUGAGAUUUUCGGACGAGAAUAUCUGAACAUAAAGUAUACAGAAGAAUUAGCAACAAUUGUAGGUGAAGAAAAUGUGCCAACUCUAAAUCCUUGUACAGCACAUAGGGUUUUAAAAAAUGCUAUUACAUGCAACACCUAUCCUACUACUGAUUCUCCGUUAGUGUCUCCAACCCUGGACAAAUCAAAUGUUGUUGAACUUCUUGGUUAUGACCCUGGAAAGCCACUGAGUACGCAAUCAACUACCCUGGUUACUACAGAUUCGUGUCCUAACUCACCUACUUCUAACGUAUUUGAAUUACAUUCCUAUGCUAACAUAACAUCACCUUUACCGUCUAAUGAGUGCGAUAUCGGGCCUCCGCCUAUGGAAGCCCCUCCUCCACCCCCUCAGUCACCAAUUAUGAUAUUAUGACUUUAACUUUGCACAACAAGUAUAAAUUAUUAAACAAUCGUCUUAAUGUAUAACAUAGAUUUCAUCGACCAAUGCAUCUCAUAUUUUUUUAUAUAUUAAUACAUUAUUUUUUAAAUAACAAGUUAUUUUUAAAUGUUAAUUUUGAUUAUUGACGCCUAAAUUAACAACAAUUAGUCUACUAUACAUUCCUGGGUUUGGGCCAAUUUAAAUAAAUAACUGCUAAAUGUGACUGUUAAAUUUUUAUAUACUUGAGGUUUGACUACAGCCUUUUGAGUUUGUUAAAUUUAGUGAAUAUUGUUAUUCAUAUACCUUGUAUUAUUUAUUUU
Sipha flava (yellow sugarcane aphid) is the source of this 2841-nucleotide messenger RNA. RefSeq names its product tyrosine-protein phosphatase non-receptor type 11-like. The coding region runs from base 527 to 2515 and encodes 662 amino acids. The record is from RefSeq and is a predicted model, not a curated record. Gene Ontology annotation, molecular function: protein tyrosine phosphatase activity. Gene Ontology annotation, biological process: protein dephosphorylation. The transcript is spliced from 13 exons. Lineage: Eukaryota; Metazoa; Arthropoda; Insecta; Hemiptera; Aphididae.